Exaiptasia diaphana is the source of this 1118-nucleotide messenger RNA. RefSeq names its product vitamin K epoxide reductase complex subunit 1. NCBI's taxonomy places the organism in Eukaryota, Metazoa, Cnidaria, Anthozoa, Actiniaria, Aiptasiidae. Gene Ontology annotation, molecular function: vitamin-K-epoxide reductase (warfarin-sensitive) activity. The transcript is spliced from 4 exons. The coding region runs from base 94 to 579 and encodes 161 amino acids. Gene Ontology annotation, biological process: vitamin K metabolic process; peptidyl-glutamic acid carboxylation. The record is from RefSeq and is a predicted model, not a curated record.
UUUUUGUUGUUCAGCUGAUCGCAGGCGAUAGCAGGCCGGCCGAGCAAAAACUAUCAGUUUUACAAAGAUCUCCAUAUAAUAUUCUUCCAAAGAAUGGGAGCCGUUGUGUGGUUGCGGGUGCUUCUUUGUAUAACAGGACUUGGACUAUCUAUUUAUGCACUUCACGUUGAGACAUCGAAAGUGAAAAACAAGGAUUUUAAAGCGUUGUGUGACAUCAACGAGCAUAUGAGUUGUUCAAAAGUCUUCGCAUCAAAGUAUGGCACAGGAUUUGGAUUGGUUGAACCUGUGUUGGGCAAGAAUUCUCAACUCAACGUCCCCAACAGCAUUUUUGGAAUUUUAUUCUAUACACUUGUUUGUUUAAUUGGUUUUUCCAGCAGCAAGUUUGCAGCCUUCCUUAAUCUUGCUUUUUCUAUUGCAUCAUGCUUUGGUUCAUUAUAUUUAGGAUAUAUUCUGUAUUUUGUGCUACACGAUGUAUGUUUAGUCUGUCUAUCAACUUAUGUUGUUAAUGCUUUAUUACUUGUAUUGAAUAUAAUCUCUUUUGGACAGUCCACUACUACGAAAAAGUCCAAAAAGGAAUGAUGGUAAUAUUAUUGAUUAAAUAUUUAGUAUAUUUUGAUUUUUAAUAAAUGAAAUAAUUAAAUCAAAUGCUGUGUUUGGCUGCUAUAAUAUAAAUCAAAGUGUUGUGGAGACCAAUCAUGAAUGAUCUAACAAAUCAGUGCAGGGAAUGAUACAGAAAGUUUGAGGGGAGGCACCAGCCCCUUGGCACCUCCCUCGGAUCUGCUCCUGUUGUGUAUUUCUCAUACAGGAUAGAAUAAAAUACAUCCUCAGAGACUAGAAAUCCUGUUCUAUGUUGGCUUUUUUCAUGUUAAAAAAAUAUAAGGAAAAGAAAGAAGGAAAUGAAAGGAAAGGAAAAUUUGAAAAAAAAAACAAGAGGAAGUUAACAUGUAUCACAAAGAUUCUGUAUGAAGUUCUUAAGUUUUUCAAAUCAAUGAAGUCUCUCUACUCUAAUAAAAAAUCUUAUAUUUGACAUAUAAUUAAAUAAUAACAGCAUAAUGUAUAUGUAGUCAAUCAACAGUAAACAGUUGUAAAAAACACUAAGACAAUAACAAAGCCUUUUU